Molecule: messenger RNA, 1882 nt
Organism: Schistocerca serialis cubense
Lineage: Eukaryota; Metazoa; Arthropoda; Insecta; Orthoptera; Acrididae
Gene: eIF3f1
Product: eukaryotic translation initiation factor 3 subunit F
Exons: 7
Coding region: 65-943 (292 amino acids)
Biological process (GO): translational initiation
Cellular component (GO): eukaryotic translation initiation factor 3 complex, eIF3m
Molecular function (GO): translation initiation factor activity; metallopeptidase activity; translation initiation factor binding
Source: RefSeq, a predicted model, not a curated record
CAGACGGCAACGGUGGAACCGGAUAUGUAACCAGUAUCCGUUCCUAGUUACCAUAACCACAAAAAUGGCGCUGAAUACUGUGGUGAAGGUUCAUCCUGUUGUUCUUUUCCAAAUUGUUGAUGCAUAUGAAAGAAGAAAUGCAGACGCCCAUAGAGUUAUAGGCACUCUGUUAGGCACAGCAGACAAAGGCACUGUCGAAGUUACGAACUGUUUUUGUGUGCCACAUAAGGAAUAUGAAGAUCAGGUGGAGGCGGAACUUAAUUAUGCCAUGGACCUUUUUGAUCUGAAUCGCCGUGUAAAUCCUCAAGAAAACGUUGUUGGUUGGUGGGCGACAGGAAAUGAAGUAACAAGCCAUUCGUCUGUUAUACAUGAAUACUAUGCACGUGAAUGCAACAAUCCCGUUCAUUUGACCCUGGAUACAACAUUACAGGAUGUCAGAAUGGCAAUAAAAGCGUACUUAAAUGUUCCCAUUGGUGUCCCAAGGCGCAAAUGUGGCUGCAUGUUUACACCUGUUGCAGUUGAAAUACUUUGUUAUGAACCUGAAGUUGUUGGAGUUCAGUUGUGCCAGAAGACGGUCAUGUCUGCAGUCUUAGCUGCCGGAGGUCGGAAGUCUGCACUAAAACAAGCGCCUCUGGUGGAACCCAUGCCAGAUCUGGCCCAAGUGGCAGAUGCUGCUGCCAAGCUGACUGAACUGCUUGAUAAGGUUCUCGCCUAUGUGGAAGAUGUGUUGCGUGGGGCUCAGCCUGGCAGUCGUCCACCGGAUAACGCCAUUGGCCGUGCACUUCUGGAUAUGGUCAACUCCGUUCCUCGAAUGACACCUGAAGAGUUUGAAGAAAUGUUCCAUUCCAAUAUCAAGGAUUUGUUAAUGGUGAUAACAUUAGCACAGUUAACGAAGACGCAGCUGCAGCUGAAUGAGAAGCUGACUCUCAUAACGACACUAUGAUGAUAACCAUCCUGGCUGGAGUAAUAUAUUUCCUAGCCAGCAGACUAGUUCCUGUUUCUCGCGAAGAGCAGGGACCCGAUUGUAACGAACAUGAAUCAUCAGUUGCCACGUAAACAUAAUCAGUGUAAAUAAUCUGCCUUCCAAUCUUCAAAUGAGCUCAUGUGUUGAGUUCACAAAAAUAGUGUCUUCAGUGGAAGAAAUCAUAUGUUUUUGUAUAUUUUGUGAUUUUAUGUAAUAAACUGGAUCUUUGGAAAAGCAAAGUUUUUUGUGGAAGAAUUAACUUACUAAUAAAUUAAUUGGCAUACUGUUGUAAAGAUUUUGUUACAUUCUUAUCUUAACUGCUCUCCUACAUUCCUCUCCAGAAGGAAAGUGUAUGAUAAAAAAUAACUGUUUGUGAUACUGCUUUACUUGAAAAGUAGUUUCUUAAAUUGUAAUAUUUGAUAUGAAAUGAAUUUUCCACUUUGUAUGAAUUCUAUAACUAAUGAGUUACCGGCCAUCAACAAAGUUACACUAACAGCAUUAGUACUUUACAUAUAUAACUAAAGUAACAUUAGUUUGAGGUAGUGAAAGAAAGAUUUACUGGUAAUUGCUGUAAAAGAUUACACACACAUACACAAAAGCUUCAGAAGCAUAAAGUUUACUUGAAUACUUCUAUUUUUUCCAUCUAUUAAUAUGUGUAUGUGAGUUAAAUGUUGUACAUUGAGCAUUAUUAUUUACUGGUGUAUCCAUGAAGUACAGAUACCAAAUUAUGAUGGUGUUGCCUAAAUGUAUGCUGUUCUACAUUGUUGUAUACAGUUUUCUUCUUCACUUUAUUAAUACAUGCAACUUUUCCCAUCCUUAAGAAUUACACAUCUUGCAGAAUUGUUGUAUGUGAAACAAGUAAUCAAUAUUAUAUUUUUACUUGUUUAAGAAUGAAUAAACUGUACAUAGAAAAUUAUA